Messenger RNA from Anopheles funestus (African malaria mosquito), 1249 nucleotides. RefSeq lists its product as uncharacterized. Lineage: Eukaryota; Metazoa; Arthropoda; Insecta; Diptera; Culicidae. Bases 207 to 1136 code for a protein of 309 amino acids. The record is from RefSeq and is a predicted model, not a curated record. Gene Ontology annotation, biological process: tail-anchored membrane protein insertion into ER membrane. Gene Ontology annotation, cellular component: GET complex. The transcript has 2 exons.
UAUGUCAAAAUCGUAGAACGAGGCAACAAAGCGAAGAAACCAAAAUAUUCUUUUCUCUCUGCUUGUUUUGUUGCGUUUAACGAAAUUAUACACCCGAAAGUGUGCCACAUUUGUUACCGGGAAACAAUGGUUAAGAAAUUACAGACCGGCAGCAAAUAAACCCAUUACUAAACAGUGAAAUCGGAAAGGAAAACCCGUGCAUAACAAUGGAUGAAACAGCAGAGGAGGUGAAGCAGCCAAAAACGCAAGAAGAAAUUCUUGCAGCACGACGUGAAGCGCGGCGAAAGAAGAUUUUGGAAAACUCCAGCAACAGACUGUCGAAAAUUGUAGGCCAAGAAAUAUCUCCCCCUGCACCGAAGCUGAACGAUACGGAAGAAAGUAUCACUACCACAGGAGAGGACAAUUUCAGUAAUGAAAGUUUCCCCGCAGAUGAUGAAACCACCUCGGAUUCUUCGUAUGGUGUUUAUCCUGACCCGAUGGAUGAACGGCUGGAGUACAUCAGCCCACAGGUUGAAGCACUUCUGGCGAAUUCAGGAUUAAAUGAUGAUUCUUUUCUGAAUGCGAUGACAGCCGGUGCUGCUGGGUUUGGCGGCAAUAGCCAAAAUGGGGAUAUUUUCCAACUGCUAAACACACUCAACCAAGCACAAACUAAUGGAGGACUAUUUGGUGCUGGCUUGGGAAACACAACUACAUCGCAGCGAUCAUCCGCCACCAGCCAACCUACCUCAUCCGCACGCAGCAAUUCGUGGUAUGCACGAGUUUUUCGCAGCAAAAUUCAUCUUGUAGUUGCAUCGAUCGUCGCCUAUCUGUUAUUCGCUACCGGGAAUGAGUCGUACAUCGGUAGCAACGUAUUCCUACCAUUGCUAGCUUGGGAAUUGGUUGAGCUGCUAACGUUUGGCACAACAGAACCGGCCAGCGGUCAGAAGCUGCUUGGCAUCGUCUUUAUGCUUGGUGGCGUGCCGAUGAAAACAUCCCAAACCAUCAUGAAAUUGAUGAACACGUUCAACAAGGUGCUAAAAGAUGUUGCUUUCUUUAUGUUCUUUUUCGUACUUGCCCACUUGCUGUGGAGUACGCUGUGGUUGGAUAUUGAUCUAAGGUACGUGCUGGGUUACGAUCAGCUUGUAACACCUUCGUAGUGAUGCUGACCAGAGUGGUGUACGUUAUUCGGUUACUUUUCAUUUGGACUAGUUUCAGAGUUAGCAGAAAAAAGCUAGGCUUCGGGAAGGGAAUAAACUACUUUCAUAUUUCA